ACGCAUGCGCAUCGCAAACGAGGCAGCCGGCCUCCAACAGCAGUCAUUGGUCGCAGCUGGUCGCUCCUCUGUCUGCUUUGACUCGGUAGUGGAGUCAGGUGCCUUCAUCCCCGGCUGCUGUAGAACUGAAAACCCUUUCGGAGAAGAACUUUAAGCUUUUACGAACUUGAAGAACAAACCGGAAGCUGUUUGAACCCGAACUCAGAAGAGACAUGCCGAACGCUGUGCCUUCCACCGGUGACACUGAACUGGACCAGGCUGUCCAGCUGUGGCUGCAGUAUGACAAGAACCCUAAAACAGUCUCAAUGGUGAACGACCUGCUGAAGGACGGCGCUGUGGAGGCUUUGAAGAAAUGCUUCUCCUCCAGGAUGGAGUUUGGUACCGCCGGUCUGAGAGCAGCCAUGGGCCCCGGCACAGCCUGUAUGAAUGACCUCACUAUUAUCCAGACCACGCAGGGUUUCUGCUGUUAUCUGGAGCAGACUUUUGGGAACCUGAAGGAGCGAGGGGUGGUGAUUGGUUACGAUGCGAGGGCCCACCCUCCCAGUGGAGGCAGCAGCAAGCGAUUUGCCAGUCUGGCUGCUGCCGUGUUCACAAGCAGAGGAGUCCCGGUUCAUCUCUUCUCUGACAUCACCCCGACGCCCUUUGUGCCUUUUACAGUUUCCCACCUGAGUUUGUGUGCAGGGAUCAUGGUAACUGCCUCCCACAACCCCAAACAGGACAAUGGCUAUAAGGUUUACUGGGAAAAUGGUGCACAGAUUGUGUCUCCUCAUGACAAAGGAAUCUCUAAAGCCAUUGAAGAAAACUUGGAGCCUUGGCCGGAGUCCUGGAACGCAGAGGAGGCCCUAAAAAGCCCUUUGCUCAAAGACCCCUACCAAGACGUCCACACACAAUACUUCAAAGCCAUCCAGAAACUCUGUCAUUACAGGGACAUAAACAAGAGCUCAGAAGUGAAAAUAGUGCACACGUCUGUGCACGGCGUUGGUCACACUUUUGUCCAGUCGGCAUUCAAGGCCUUCGACCUUCCUCCUCCGUAUGCCGUGGAGGAACAGAAGGAUCCAGAUCCUGAAUUUCCCACUGUCAAAUACCCCAACCCGGAGGAGGGAGAGGGAGUUUUGACGUUGUCAUUUGCGCUUGCAGAGAGGGAGGGGGCCUCCGUGGUGUUGGCUAAUGACCCAGAUGCUGAUCGAUUGGCUGUUGCUGAAAAGCAAGAGAGUGGACAGUGGCGAGUCUUCAGUGGAAAUGAGUUGGGAGCGCUGCUUGGUUGGUGGUUGUUCAGCUGCUGGAAAAACCAAAACCCUGAAGCUGCUCGCUUAAAAACCAUCUACAUGCUAUCAAGCACGGUUUCAUCCAAAAUACUGAGGGCCAUUGCUCUAAAGGAGGGCUUCCACUUUGAGGAAACUCUAACAGGAUUCAAGUGGAUGGGAAACAGAGCCAAAGAUCUAAUGGACCAGGGCAACGCCGUGUUGUUUGCUUUUGAGGAGGCAAUAGGGUACAUGUGUUGUAACUCUGUCCUGGACAAGGAUGGAGUCAGUGCUGCAGCAAUAGCAGGAGAGAUGGUUUCCUAUCUGGCCACUAAAAACAAAAGUCUAUCCCAGAAGCUCUCUGCCAUCUAUGAAGAGUAUGGCUACCACAUCAGCAAAAACUCCUACUUCAUCUGCCACGAUCAGAAGGUGAUCCAGAGUCUAUUUGAGCGUCUGCGCAACUUCAGCGGCAAACCGGACUCUUACCCCUCAGAAUGUGGCCGCUUCUCCAUCUCUGCUGUUCGAGACCUGACCACCGGCUACGAUAGCAACCAACCCGACAACAAAGCUGUCCUUCCGAUCUCUCGCUCCAGUCAGAUGAUCACGUUUACUUUCUCUAAUGGGGGCGUAGCCACCAUGAGAACCAGUGGGACAGAGCCAAAAAUCAAAUACUACACUGAGCUCUGUGCUGCUCCUGGUAACAGUGAUGUGACUCACCUAAAGAAGGAGCUGGAUGAUCUGGUUAAGGCCAUCAUUGAGAACUUCUUUGAGCCGGCAAAGAACAAGCUGCAGCCCAAGCCUGAAUAAUUCCCUAAAAUGUUAUUUCUGAAACAUUCUUCAACACAAUCUCUUACUGAGGAGAUGCAAUGCAGAACUGGCUUACCUUUUUUAAUUGUUUAUUAAUUUUAAAGUUGUCAGUUUUUACAUAGAUGAAAAUAAUUUUGUCUGCAGUUUUAUAUUCACUACUCACAAAAAUGAGGGAUAUAUAUAUAUUUUUUUUGUUUUCAGUAGAAAUUCUGUAAUUCAUCUUUACAGCUGAUUGUUUCCAUUGUAAAUGUUCUACUGAUCAGUGCUGGAAAUACGACAUUCUCUUCUGUGACAAAGUGAUAGCUGUAAAAAAAAUCACAAGUCUGUAAUCGAGGAAUCCAUUACUUUUGAUGAAAUUACUCAGCAGACGUUAGGUUGUCUUUGAAGUCGAGAUGUAAGUAAUGUUUAGGGAUAAACAGUAUAUAAGAUUUAUUUGUUAAUUUAUGUUUAGAUUAUACAAGAUAGCAAAAUCCCCUAAUCUUAGUUCCACAUGCUUACCCUGUUUACAUAACACUGCCAACUUAAAAAAAAAAUAUGAAUUACACUAAAAAGUUGGAAGGUCCUCAUUUUAUUUUAUCAAUACAUAUGCAAUUUGUAGCAUGUGAUUUUGAGCUUGAAUCUAACAAGUAUUAUUUUCUACUUCAGUUAAGGACCACAUCCUGCUUUACUUUGUUGUUUUGUCUGAAAAGACCAACUAUAUGUGCAACAUGCCAUUCCAUCAGUCAUUCCUUUGUGUUGACAGUUUUCCAUUGUUUCUUGACUGCUGUUAGUUUUAUUUCCAAUUUUCUGACUUGGCUGUAAACAAUGCUGUUACAGAUUUCAGGAAUAAUUUUUACUUGAUAUUUAAAGUGCUUUAAAACUUUAAAGUAUAACUUUACAAGAUUAUUUUUUUUCCCCCCGCACAAAAAGGUUGAAUAUUUCCUUACAUUGUGUUAAUGCAAAUCCUCAUUCCUGUUUUAAUAUAAAUGAAUCUAAAUUGAUUAAUAUGUUUAUUUUCCAGUAUGAAUGAACACACUGCUAGGGUACCAGCCGACUGGGACGAGCAUCCAGUUUCCUGUGAUGUAACACUAUUUUCAUCUAAAUAAAACUGUUCGAGUGAGA
Messenger RNA from Oryzias melastigma (Indian medaka), 3149 nucleotides. It is a transcript of the gene pgm2, whose product is annotated as phosphoglucomutase 2. Gene Ontology annotation, molecular function: phosphopentomutase activity; magnesium ion binding. Lineage: Eukaryota; Metazoa; Chordata; Actinopteri; Beloniformes; Adrianichthyidae. The record is from RefSeq and is a predicted model, not a curated record. The transcript is spliced from 13 exons. Gene Ontology annotation, biological process: carbohydrate metabolic process; purine ribonucleoside salvage. Bases 213 to 2048 code for a protein of 611 amino acids.